GAGUGGGUCCGGAGUGGGACACCGACACGCGUGGCCGCUCGGGCCGCUGAACACGGAGUUUAAUACGGUUUAAUGGUUAAAUUUGACCGGCAGGCUGCGGUCCAGACUGGGCGGCAACACGAGGCCUGAUUCCGGGCCGCAGCCACCCGGAACAUCCCGUCUGUCAGCAUCCAGAGCGGGAAUGCCCAGUCCGGUCUGAUGGCACGGGGGGCAACCCGAGAUGCUGACUGACCAGAUGACUGCAGCCAUCUUGGCUGCGACGCUCUGCUUCGCUGCCAGCUGCGUUUGGGUGGCGGCGGACUGCUCGCCGUCCCCCACCGAGGCCUCCGGCGGCGCCAGGCUCCUGACCGCUGUGGUGGACGCUCAGAGGGCUGAGCGGGCCCGAAGGCAACACCUGGAGGCGCUGUUCCACAGAUACGGAGAGAACGGCUCCAUCUCUCUGGACGGCCUGAAGCGUCUGCUGCAGAGCGUCGGGCUCGACCGGAUCCGGAACGUCAUGGUGAAGCACCGGGAGCAAGCCGGCCACCACCAUGACCAUCAUCACCACCACCAUCAUCAUCAUCACAGACACCCGGCCGCCGACCAGAACAGAACCGAGGACCCGCAGCAAACCCAGCCCACUGUGUCUGCGGCGCCGGGUCGGGACGGCGCCGGGUCGUUGGUGAAAACCCAGAAGAGAAGCUUGGCUGGAGAAGGAGCGACCACGGUCGCCACAGCGACAGCGGUUAAAACCGAGCCAGCGGACCAUCGUGAUGAACUGGACCAGGAUCAUCUGGAGCAGGAAGAGUGCCUGAACGCCUCGGGCCUCCUCCUCUCACACGGGAUGUCUCAGGAAGGAGGCGUGGCCCUGGGAGACUUCUCCUUCCUGUGCCCCGCCCUCCUGCACCAGAUCGACAGCGGGGCGUGUCUCCUGCACGGCGACGCCUCCGGACACGAAGGCACAGGACAUAAACACCAUAGACAUUCACACGGUCACCAUGGAAACCACGACCACGCCACCCGGAACCACAGCGAGCCCGGCAGCGGGGAAAACGGCAAACACAUCGCAACAGCCUGGGUCGGCGGCUUCGUCUCCAUCACCGUCAUCAGCGCGCUGUCCCUGCUGGGCGUCCUCCUCAUCCCGCUCAUGAACAGAGUCUUCUUCAAGUUCCUGCUCAGCUUCCUGGUGGCGCUGGCCGUGGGAACGCUGAGCGGCGACGCCUUCCUGCACCUCCUUCCCCACUCUCACGGGAACCACGACCACUACAAUCACCUGGACGACCACGACGACCUUCACCCUGACGGCGAGGAGAACAUGGACGGCGUGUGGAAAGGCCUGACGGCUCUGGGCGGAGUCUACUUCAUGUUCCUGAUCGAACACUUCCUGACGCUGGGAAAAAUGUACAAAGACAAGAAACAGAAGGUCCAGAAGAAGUGGGACCAGACGGACAAAUCGGACCCGGAGAAGCAGCCGGCUCUGGAGGAGAGCGAGCUGAAGCCAAGCGAAGACGUGGAGCCGAACGGCGCCGGUGCGUUCGGCGAGCUCCCCGGCGGCGUGGCGGAGGAGGAGCAGGUGAUGCUGACGCCGCAGGUUUCCGUGGUAACGCAGCAGACGUACGGCCGGCCAGCAGGGGGCGGCGCCGCCGGAUACUCGGCCGAGGACUGCGAGAACAAAUGCCACUCCCACUUCCACGACACGGUGGGCCAGGCGGACAGCCUGCACCACCAUCACCAUGACUACCACCACAUCCUGCACCACCACCACUCCCAGAACCACCACCCCCACAGCCACGCCCACUCCUACUCCGAGGAGCACUUCCAGCAGGCCGGCGUCGCCACGCUGGCCUGGAUGGUCAUCAUGGGCGACGGCCUGCACAACUUCAGCGACGGCCUCGCCAUCGGAGCCGCCUUCAGCGAGAGUCUGUCCAGCGGACUGAGCACAUCGGUGGCCGUUUUCUGCCAUGAGCUGCCGCACGAGCUGGGUGACUUUGCGGUGCUGCUGAAGGCGGGCAUGACGGUUCGCCAGGCCAUCCUCUACAACAUUCUGUCGGCCAUGAUGGCGUACUUCGGCUUGGUGACGGGCAUUCUGAUCGGCCACUACGCUGAAAACAUUUCCACCUGGAUCUUCGCCCUGACGGCCGGCCUCUUCAUGUACGUGGCGCUGGUGGACAUGGUGCCGGAGAUGCUGCACAACGACGCCGGCGACCACGGCUUCAGCCACUGGGGCUUCUUCCUGCUGCAGAACGCCGGCAUCCUGCUGGGCUUCUGCAUCAUGCUGCUCAUCGCGCUGUUCGAGCACAAGAUCCAGCUGGACCUGGGAUACUGACCCGCACCGCACUGCAUCCUGGGAGGGAGCCUGGAGGGAACCUGGAGAGAGCCUGGAGGAAUCCAGGCCUGGAGCUGCUCAGCAGGGUUCACAGGUGGAAACUGUCUGGAGUUUCUUCUGGGUUUCUUUCACACUUUAAUUUUCUCUCUGAACUUCAUCUGUUGGGUCAAUUAGUUUAGUUUUUUAUAUCAUUUUUGUGUUUUUCUCAGUGAAACCUGAUCAGUGUUACAAAGCUGCAACUUUCCAAACCACAGUUCCCCUUAAAUCUGUGAUUCUGUAUAAAACCUGACAGGAAGCAGCAGAAGGUUCAUGUUGAGUCUCGUGUUACUUUUUGGUUUCUUUUUUUUAAACUAAUGUUUGUUCUGUUCAUCGAUUCUUCUGGAGUUUGUUGUUCGUGUUGAAUCUUUGUUUCCCGUCAUUCUGUCUGGAAUAAAAAUUAAAUUUACCCAAACAGGACUGCGUUAGAAACUUCUGCUCUGAAGUGUUAAACAUAAAUAAAAACAUAGAAGAAAAACAUAUUUUUUAUUUAUUUUAUUUGCUAUAAAAUGCACAAACCUACAUUAUAUUCAUCUGUUUGUGUGGAGAAAAGUUGUGAAAUGUUCUUCAUCAGACUUCAGGCCGGAUGAGAAUCUGUUUGUUUCUAUGGUUACAGACUGAAGAUGGCAGCUGAUAGAAAACAGGUUUUUCUCUGUGUUUUAAUUUUCUUCUGUUCAGGAUGAAGAGCAGCAGAGAAACUGAUUCCUCUGAAGGUCAAAGUUUCCUCUGUGGAUCCAACAUGUAAAUAUUAAACUGUAAAUUUUGGCUGUUUAUGUAUCUGAUGUUUGUAAACAGUCUGCAUUAUGUUUCACUGACACAAACCCAAACAAGAGAAAAAUAAAAUCCAUUAAAGAUGAAA
This is a messenger RNA of Poecilia latipinna (sailfin molly), 3200 nucleotides long. RefSeq names its product zinc transporter ZIP6-like. NCBI's taxonomy places the organism in Eukaryota, Metazoa, Chordata, Actinopteri, Cyprinodontiformes, Poeciliidae. Gene Ontology annotation, biological process: zinc ion import across plasma membrane; intracellular monoatomic cation homeostasis. Gene Ontology annotation, cellular component: plasma membrane. The coding region runs from base 221 to 2305 and encodes 694 amino acids. The record is from RefSeq and is a predicted model, not a curated record. Gene Ontology annotation, molecular function: zinc ion transmembrane transporter activity; monoatomic cation:bicarbonate symporter activity. The transcript is spliced from 12 exons.